Molecule: messenger RNA, 1175 nt
Organism: Labeo rohita (rohu)
Lineage: Eukaryota; Metazoa; Chordata; Actinopteri; Cypriniformes; Cyprinidae
Product: cytosolic sulfotransferase 3-like
Exons: 8
Coding region: 108-1013 (301 amino acids)
Biological process (GO): sulfation
Cellular component (GO): cytoplasm
Molecular function (GO): sulfotransferase activity
Source: RefSeq, a predicted model, not a curated record
AGCACAGUGUGACAGCACAGAAUAAAUUUAACACAGAAGGGCUGCAAGACACAUUUGAGAAGAGCAGAAGUUUACAGGAUUUACAGGAACAGCACUAUUUCAACAUAAUGGAAAUCCCAGACUUGUCCUCAAUGAAACUACCUAGUCGACCUGAGUUGUUCGAUUUUGAGGGUGUUUCUAUGGUCCACUAUUUCACUGACAACUGGGAAAAAGUGAAAAACUUUCAAGCAAGACCUGAUGAUAUUCUAAUCGCAACUUACCCUAAAGCAGGUACCACCUGGGUGUCAUAUAUUCUAGACCUUUUGUACUUUGGUAAUGAUGCUCCAGAGCGGCAGACCUCCCAGCCUAUCUAUAUGAGAGUGCCAUUCCUGGAGUCAUGUUUUAAAGUGAUACCAUCAGGGACAGAACUGGCUGAUAAUCUGCCCACUUCUCCUCGCCUCAUCAAAACUCAUUUACCUGUUCAGCUUGUGCCCAAGUCCUUCUGGGAGCAGAACUCAAGGGUUGUGUAUGUAGCACGGAAUGCAAAAGACAAUGCAGUUUCCUAUUUUCAUUUUGAUCGAAUGAACAUGGGAGAACCUGAACCAGGAGACUGGAACACCUACUUACAGAACUUUAUAGAGGGAAAGAAAGUGUUUGGUUCUUGGUUUGACCAUGUUAAUGGAUGGUGGGAGAAAAAACAGGCAUAUUCCAACUUACUGUACCUGUUCUAUGAAGAUCUGGUUGAAGACACAGGACGUGAGGUGGAACGUUUGUGCUCCUUCUUGGGUUUGUCCACUUCAGUUGAAGAGAGGGAGAAAAUAACAAAAGGGGUUCAAUUUGACUCCAUGAAACAGAACAAAAUGACCAACUAUUCCACUAUCCCAGUCAUGGACUUCAAGAUCUCACCCUUCAUGAGAAAAGGUAAAGUUGGAGACUGGAAAAAUCACUUCACUGUGGCACAAAAUGAACAGUUUGAUGAGGUCUACAAACAGAAGAUGAAGAACACCACUGUCAAGUUCCGCACUGAGAUUUAAUUGAUUUUUUUUAUUGAAUUUUUACUUGAGUUUUGAACCUUAUCACUAAGAAUUAUCACUAAAUAAAUAAUCAUUUGAAUAUGAUAAUGUUUUAUUAAAAAUAUAUUCCAGUUAUGUUUCCCUAUCCCAGUGUAAUAUGCAAUAAAGAAAAGUACAAAUACA